AUGGAGACUGACGCUGAGAAAAACAUUGAGAUCUGGAAGGUCAAGAAGUUGAUCAAGUCUUUGGAAAAGGCUAGAGGUAAUGGUACCUCUAUGAUUUCCCUUGUUAUUCCACCAAAGGGUCAAAUCUCUAUGAUUCAAAAGAUGUUGACAGAUGAAUAUGGUACCGCAUCUAACAUUAAGUCAAGAGUUAACCGUUUAUCUGUUCUUUCGGCUAUCACAUCCACCCAACAAAAGCUUAAGCUAUAUACUAAGAUUCCUCCUAAUGGUUUGGUGCUAUACUGUGGUGAUAUGAUCACAGAGGAAGGUAAGGAAAAGAAGGUUACAUUUGAUAUAGAACCAUACAAGCCAAUUAACACCUCUUUGUACUUGUGUGACAACAAGUUCCACACUGAAGUUCUAUCCGAAUUAUUGGAAGCCGAUGACAAGUUCGGUUUCAUUGUUAUGGAUGGUCAAGGUGCCCUAUUUGGUCUUUUGACUGGUAAUACCAGAACUGUUUUGCAUAAAUUCACUGUCGAUUUGCCAAAGAAGCAUGGUAGAGGUGGUCAAUCUGCUGUCCGUUUCGCCCGUUUAAGAGAAGAAAAAAGACAUAACUACGUUAGAAAGGUUGCUGAAGUUGCUGUGCAGAACUUCAUCACCAAUGAUAAAGUUAACGUUAAGGGUUUGAUCUUGGCUGGUUCUGCUGAUUUCAAGACUGACUUGGCUAGAUCCGAAUUGUUUGAUCAAAGAUUGGUAGCAAAGAUUGUUAAAAUUGUGGAUAUCUCAUACGGUGGUGAAAAUGGUUUCAACCAAGCUAUCGAAUUAUCAGCAGAAGCCUUGGCUAAUGUGAAAUUCAUUCAGGAAAAGAAAUUGAUCACUGAUUACUUCGACCAAAUCUCUCAAGAUACUGGUAAAUACUGUUACGGUAUUGACGAUACCCUAAAGGCAUUGGACUUGGGUGCCGUUGAGACCCUAAUUGUCUUUGAAAACUUGGAAACUAUCAGAUACGUAUUCAAAGACUCCGAAGAUAAAGAAGUACUAAAAUUCGUUGAACCAAACACAGAAGACAAAUCAUACUCGCUGGAUAAAACUACUGGCGCUGAAAUGGAUCUAGUUUCUGAACAACCUCUCAUUGAAUGGCUAGCAGAAAAUUACAAGAAUUAUGGUGCUAACUUAGAAUUCAUCACAGAUAAAUCUUCUGAAGGUGCUCAAUUCGUUACCGGGUUUGGUGGUAUUGGUGCCCUACUUCGUUAUAAGGUCAACUUUGAACAAUUAGUUGAUGAAUCUGAUGAUGAAUUUUAUGAUGACGAUGAAUUCAAUGAGGAUUAUGACUUUAUUUAG
Kluyveromyces marxianus DMKU3-1042 is the source of this 1317-nucleotide messenger RNA. It is a transcript of the gene SUP45, whose product is annotated as translation termination factor eRF1. Bases 1 to 1317 code for a protein of 438 amino acids. NCBI's taxonomy places the organism in Eukaryota, Fungi, Ascomycota, Saccharomycetes, Saccharomycetales, Saccharomycetaceae. The record is from RefSeq and is a predicted model, not a curated record. Gene Ontology annotation, biological process: cytoplasmic translational termination. Gene Ontology annotation, molecular function: sequence-specific mRNA binding; translation release factor activity, codon specific. Gene Ontology annotation, cellular component: cytosol; translation release factor complex. The transcript has a single exon.